Molecule: messenger RNA, 2104 nt
Organism: Eupeodes corollae
Lineage: Eukaryota; Metazoa; Arthropoda; Insecta; Diptera; Syrphidae
Product: sodium-independent sulfate anion transporter
Exons: 7
Coding region: 125-2053 (642 amino acids)
Biological process (GO): transmembrane transport
Cellular component (GO): membrane
Molecular function (GO): sulfate transmembrane transporter activity
Source: RefSeq, a predicted model, not a curated record
GGCACAGUCAAUGUCUGAUGGUCCAGUUUCAAAUCAGACAGUCGGAAGCGUGCGCUUGAGAUACAACAAGUUCACUUCUUCGUAAUCAGUCACUGAAAUAUAUUGUAAUAACUCGAGAUACGAUAUGACAGACUCACGUCAAAAUAAAACAUCCUCACCGCCUUUGCCACCGCCAUCGAUAACUAUCACAUCGGAGAAGAACGAUGAAGAGGCGGCUCGUGAGCCGCUGCAGCCCAAAUUUACUCUCGGCAAGAGUUCGACCAGUGACCUCGGUGCUCGGACGGGAAAAUUUAUUCGCGGCCUUCUGCCAAUCUCUACGUGGAUCUGUCACUAUGACGCCGAAUGUGCCAUUAACGAUUUUAUUGCCGGAAUAACUCUGGGGCUGACUAUCAUCCCCGAGAGCAUUGCAUGUGCCCUGCUGGCUGGUCUUCCAGCGCAUUACGGACUUUGUUCUGCGUUUUUAGGUUCGUUUGUUUACCUGUUCUUCGGUUCGAUUGACAAGGUCAUCGUGGGACCAACGAGCUUAGUGGCCCUUGUUAGCGUGCAAUUCACAAUGGGCAAGCCAGUUGAGUUCGCUGUGGUGUUGACGUUCCUGGCAGGUAUCGUGCAGCUGUUUAUGGGAAGCCUGCAAUUGGGAUUUCUGUUCGAAUUCAUCUCAAUGCCCGUGAUCAAGGCCUUCUCAACAGCAACCGCUAUUCUCGUAAUCGAAUCUCAGCUCAAAGUAAUGCUGGGAAUCAAAUAUCUUGCAGCUGGAUUUGUUGAAUCUAUAAAAACCCUAAGCUUUCGCUUAGACGAAUCUAACUUAGGUGACUUCUUGAUGGGUCUGUCAGCAAUUGUAUUUCUAAUCUUCUUGGAGUUCAUCGGGAAAUUAGCCGAACGUCCAAAUCAACCCAAAGCCAAAAGGCUCAUCUACCAAUACUUGUCAUUUUCAAGAAAUACCUUGAUUGUGUUCAUAACAGCAAUGGUUACUGUUGUGUGGUUGAAUAAUUUACCUGAAACAAGCAUUACAAAAACGGUACCCUAUGCCCUGAGCAAGACUGCAAUGUCAGGUUUGCCCAAUUUUACUUUUCCAGCUAUGAAAAUUGUUACACCAGAGAAGACAUUUUAUUUUAUGGACAUUCUGGCUGAAUUGAAUUUGGGUAUAAUAGUCAUACCGAUUGUUGGAGUUCUAACAAAUAUUUCAAUUGGAAAACUGACUCCCAAAUGUAGAGCAAGUGCCAACCAAGAGCUUUUUACACUCGGACUGUGUAAUGUGAUAGGAUCAAGUGUUCAAUCUAUGCCAACAUCGGGAGCCUUUACACGCUAUGCUAUUAGCUCUGCUUGUGGUUUGAAGACGCCGAUGGCUAAUUUAUACUCAGGAAUAAUUGUCCUUCUGGCACUUGGUUUUCUGAGUCCCUAUCUGAAUUACAUUCCUGAAGCCACCCUAGCAGCCAUUUUGAUGUGCGCCAUUGUUAAUCUUAUAGAUUUCAAUCUACCCUGGAGACUGUGGCGCGAAAGCCGAAGAGACUUCUACAUCUGGUGCAUUUGCUUCUUAGCUUGUGUUAUGUUCGGAGUGGAAGUUGGACUGCUGGUGGGAAUUAUCAUAACAGUUUCAUACCUUCUCUAUCUUUGGGCUCGCCCAGAUGUCACUGUUAAAAUUGACUCGAUUGAUGAAAUGCAAUACAUUUCUGUUACACCCGGCAACGGAAUCUACUUCCCAGCGAUCAACUAUAUCCGUGGAAAGAUCCUCAAGGCCUGCAUUCAAGCUGACUUCAAGAUUCCAGUCGUUAUAAACUGUAAAAUGAUCACUGGUCUUGAUUACACCGCAGCUCAAGGCAUAUCCCGUCUAUCGACUGAUCUCUGCCAAGAAGGCAGUGGGUCACUUCUAAUUCUCUACCACAUGAAUCUCAACCAACAGAAACUCAUCGAUCUCACCGAAAAUCUAGUCUUCUGCGAGAGCAAAGAGAAAAUAAGAGAAUUCCUAACGCAGGAAUCCUUACGAAAUGGCUUCAUUAAUCUUAAAGCACAUAUCCGGGCGUCCAUUGACUUAGGCUAUAAGGUUGACAUAGAAUAGAAAAAAAAAUUAGAUAAAAUAGAAAAAUCGAAAAUUGAAUUGGAAAUUUAA